Messenger RNA from Oryzias latipes (Japanese medaka), 3757 nucleotides. RefSeq names its product reticulon 4 receptor-like 1b (gene rtn4rl1b). The record is from RefSeq and is a predicted model, not a curated record. Gene Ontology annotation, molecular function: protein binding. NCBI's taxonomy places the organism in Eukaryota, Metazoa, Chordata, Actinopteri, Beloniformes, Adrianichthyidae. Gene Ontology annotation, cellular component: plasma membrane.
CUUUUAAGAGGGACGGAGCUCCAUGCUUCCCGCCCGGUGGAGGGUUCAGACGUCCUCCUUGCACUUUUCCCUCCCUGCGCGCACCAGGCAUCGGAUAACGCGGACAGUUCCUCACUGAUAAGACAGACAAACUGGAAAAAAGGAGACUUUCAUUAAACCAGGAUCUUUGCAAAUAGGGGGUUUAAAGAGUCAGCGGCUGGAAAUGAAUCCCAAGAACAGAAUCUGCGUAAGUCAGAGCUCGAUCAGACAUCCUCUGACUCACUGACAGAUGAAUGGCCACUUGGAUGUAAAGAUCUGUUUUCUUCGGAGUCUGUCUGCAGCCUGAACUGAUCUGAAGCCUGCGCGGUCAUGUGGGUCUGAACGGCUUCCAGCGGUUGUGCUUGUGGGUCCGCCCAGCACGGACAGAGUUUGGCUCUGGUCGGAUAAAGAGGAUCGUUCCUGUCCCGUUUUCUGCGCCUCAUCAGACUUUUGGACCACCGGAGAGAUUGUUUCCGUUUGUCUUUGGGUGUUCAUGACAGCCGCGCAGCUCUGCCUUUUCAACUCAUCCCGAGAGGAGCGCGUGAACAUUCAGAGGAGCGACUGGUGACUGACAUCUGCGCAAAGACGCGCGGAUCUCCAAAUCAACUUCCAAAGUAAAGCGCGCAAGUUUUACGCCUGGAAUAUAUGAAUAGAUGAUUCGCGCAGGACACAGGAAGACGCACACUUAGACCUACACAAUGUUCAAAAGGGGCUGUGGGCUGGAGUUCCUGUUGGUUCUCUGUGGGCUCGAGUUCUCCUGGUCCUGCCCCCAUCACUGCAUCUGCUACACUGCUCCCAGCACCGUCUCCUGCCAGGCUCACAACUUCCUGUCAGUCCCUGACGGCAUUCCUCCUGACAGUGAACGCAUCUUCCUACAGAACAACAAAAUUCAUCGCUUACUUCCAGACCACUUCAGCUCCAACACAGUCACCCUCUGGAUCUACUCCAACAACAUAACCUACAUCGACCCAUCCACCUUCCGUGGCUUCACGUUACUGGAGGAACUGGAUCUGGGAGACAACCGCCACCUACGUUCCUUGGCUGAGGACACUUUUCAUGGACUGAUAAAGCUCAAUGCGCUUCACCUGUACCGUUGUGGUCUCAGUUCUCUCCCAGAUAACAUCUUCAGAGGCUUGAGGAAUCUGCAGUAUCUCUACUUGCAGGAUAAUCACCUAAAGAACCUGCAGGAUGACACAUUUAUGGACCUUCACAACCUGAGCCACCUGUUCCUGCAUGGAAACCGUCUCUGGAGUCUUAGCCAGAACACCUUCAGAGGCCUCAGAGCCUUGGACCGUUUGCUUCUGCACCAAAACCAGAUAGAAUGGGUUGACAACCUUGCCUUCCAUGACCUGAAGAGUCUCACUACCCUUUACUUGUUCAAUAACUCUCUGACAGAGCUGUCUGGACAGUGUCUGGAAAUGCUCCCUGCUCUGGAAUAUCUGCGUCUCAACGACAACCCCUGGUCAUGUGACUGUAAGGCGCUAUCACUUUGGGAAUGGUUAAAACGUUUCCGUGGUUCAACAUCCUCCGUGGGGUGCCAGAUGCCUGAUUAUUUGGUUGGGAAAGACCUUAAGGAGCUCCGCAAAGAGGACUUCCCCAACUGUGCACCGACAGUUUCCAACUCAGAGUCCAGAGCUCAGACUAACAACUUAUCAGGCACAGUGAACCCCUCAAUGAAUCGAGGAGUAGCGGUGGGUUCCGGCGGGCAGACAAACAUCGCACAUCCAUCAAGGCCCGGGCGUCCUCGGACCUGCACAAAGCCUCGCAACAGGGGCAGCAAGGAGAAAGGUGACAAUGAAGUGCACCAUUCAAAGGAGGUCAUGGCCGACAAAGAGGAUUCCUCCCCAAACUUCACAGAGGGAGGGAAGCAUGACCACACGUCCCCAGAUGGCACAGUGACACGGAGAAAGCACAAAUGCACUCCCCGGACCACUGUUCGCCCCCCUAGUGGGGUUCAGCAAGUCAACAAUAAUGCAGCGCUGUCCAAGUCCUUACUACCUUUCCGAGCCCUCAUUGUGGCCUUGAUAGCAACAAAUACUGAGUACAUUCUUCGCUGACCUCCACAUCGUCGCAAAAAUACAUUUUUUUUUUUUAAAGCACAGCCCUCAGACCUUCUACUGCUCCUACACUGCAAGUCCAGUGUCUUUCAUGUAUGUGUGUGAGUGUGGUUUUAUGUAUAAAUGUCGUAGGGAGCUUUACUGUUUGAGCUGAAAAAGAUAGCACAACAUCAGACAUUCACAGGAGAACAGUUCAGAGAGACUGAGGCUGAUAAAUGCAGAUGAAUGCAGACUUAGCUUCCACUGCCAGUUCCACUAAAACUGCAUCUCUAUUGAUCUCCAACAUGUCUGGUUUUUUCUACACACAGCUGGAGCUCGGAUUACCAAAAGAGGGUGAAAUGAGGGCAAAAGAAGGAGCGAUAAAGAGCAAGAGAAGUAAAACUUGUGUUGUGAUGGAAGAAAGUUUCAAUAUGAGUUUAGAUUUUGUAAGUUGCAAAAAAAUAAUAAUAAAGAGUUGGUGAGUCUAGAUUUCUGUAAGAGGUCCUCAUCUGUUGCCUAUCUGAUUUUAGUAUUUUUCAUACUGCUUUUUUUUUUAAAUCAAACAUUCUUAAAAUGUUCUAUCUAACUCCAGGUUUCAGGACAGAUUAAUGUUAUACAGGUAAACCUGUGUACUUUUUUGUUCUACCUUUUGCCUGCACAGUUUAUGACCUCAUUUAAAAUGUUGGUUUUACUUCUCUGUGCAACUGAAGAAUAGGCUGCUUCAUUUUCCCACACAGAGGAUCGCCAUCUUCAUCUGCUUUUAUACUGACAGUGUUUCUCUGUGAGAGUCUAAGCUGUGAAUAUUAAGAAGUUUGUCUAUUUUUUUUCGGUGAAAUGUUGUUCAUUUGAUUUUUCGUAAGACACAAAAUGGACCUAGAGAUGAAUCCCCGCUGCAGGGUCAAGGUGGAGCUUUAGAGGUCAAGGGUCAACUGAGGGUUCCUCAGUUUCCCCGUAAGGUGAUGUGAGGAACUACUUCCUCCUCCAUGAGGACAUCCUCCCUUCAUCCCCAAUGAGGACACGAGGAGCACAUUCGGAACUGCUGAACUUCAAAGAAAACCAGAAACAAGACUCUACAUUUGAAAAAUAAAAAUAGUGUGCAUACCUUAAGAGACUCAAUGAUCAACAAACUUUUACCAGAACUCUGGCUGCGGCAUGGACAAGCAACGGUCUUGCAGAGUUAUGCGUCUUCAUCAACUGGUGCGAUUGUUUAUAUAGGUAUGAGGAUACCGGUACAAGACAAUCGCUUCCGAUUUCAGAAAGGGAUGCUGACUGUGACGGGACGUCUCGCUGUACUUCUGGAGCUUUUGUGCCUCGCUCUAAUGUACUAAUAUGAUGCCGUUUGUAUCAACAAUGUGAAUUUUACUGCUAACAGGGGCGGUCUGAGGACAUCCCGCAGUGCUGAUAUUAAUCAUUUACAGUAUUAUUCUGACAGCAAAUAUCAGUCACAUCAAUGACGAAAAACAGGGUUUCCUGCUCCUCCUCCAAGGAGGGCCACUUCCGUUUUUGAGUUUCUGGAGUUUGUUUAAUUUCCAUGUUGUUUUAAGAACCUGACUAUUUGUUUAAAGCACAGUUCCUCAUUCCCCCAUGCCACCACCACCUCUUCAGUUUUCCUUUGCCAUCAUCAAACUGUUCAGUAAGUUAUUGUCAGAGGACAACGGUAAAAAAUGUUUAUAAAGACAUUAAAAUCUAUAUCUUAUGUCUAC